AUGCUAUUAUAUUCUAGAUGCACCUUAAGCUUAUAGAGAUAUCUCUGUUUUCUUCUUUUUUCUGUAGGAAAAGGGUAAGCUGGUCUGUGCGUAGGUCUGUGCAGGAUUAAGCGAGAGACUUCAAGAGGCAUCCGGCUCUGUUUAACACCAAAACGGCUAAGGUCAUCGCCAAUGGCUCCCCAAAAUUGCCAGGAACCGGUGCGGCUGAAGGUCGCCAUCCAGGGGUGCUGAGUUCCCAUGGCUGACGCAACUUUUCAUGCUUUUCUUCGACCCAACUCUCAACCAUUGACCUUGCUCAGGAACUCCCUUUGGCCUCCAAGACACUCGUUAUCCCUGGGCCAAUCCGAGACCCGCGGUUUCCACCCUCAAUGGCCGACUCCGGCACCGGCUCCGGCACCUCCGCAUCCGCCUCGGACAUCAUCACUUACAUCGGCGUUCCUCUCGCCGUCCUCGGCGUCCUCCCCAUCCUCUACAACACCGUCGUCACCCUCGCCGCCCGCUCCCGCAUCCGCCGCAUGCUCCGCCAUGCCCGCCUGACCGCCCUGACCCGCUCCGACAUUGUCAACCGCGUCAUCGAGGUCGACCUGCCGCGCUACGCCAUCAUCCCCUGGGACCGCUUCGACCACCGCGAACAGUACUGGUCCCUCUCCCGCCACCCCUCCUCCAUCCCUGGCGGGUCGUGGACCAUCUUCAACUGGCGGACCAACACCAUCGGCCUCAAGACCCAGAGGGUUGAGUAUGCCGACCAGCUAUGCCUGCCCCAGGCCGACAUCAACUUCGAGGACCUGGUCUCGUACCUUCUGGACCUUGGUGCCGUCCCCGAUGCUCACGGAUGGAGAUUGCUCAGAACUACGGGGUUAUGGACCCCCGUCGGCUGCACUCUGAUGCACAGCCCGGAUGGUCAGCACAAGGCCCUUGCCAUUGCGCCUCUGAACGACUCAGACGGCCAUCUCUCGUUAUCUGUAACCUGGUCCUCCCACUGGACCACAAGAAGCCAUCAGUCUCUACCGCCUUAUUGGCUCCGUCUUCCUCCGCCUCCCGAGGUCUCUCCAACCGACCCCGAACCCGAACCGGCUGAGGGUGCCAAAGAGCCACACUCCCCGGCAUCCUCUCUCUCCAGCAUAUCCCGCGCCGUCAACGCCGCCGCUAAAUCCCCAAUCGCCUGCAAGCUCUCCUCCCACGGCCUCAUCGCCGCCCACUCCGAGGUCGAGGGCCGCCCCGCCACGCCCCUGCACAUUGACCACGUCCGCGUCCGGCCGGGCCUGUCCGCCGGCGUGUGGUUCGCGAGCGCCGCCACAGCCUACGGCACUUCGAGUACCACCGUCCUCUGGAGCUACACCAUCCCAGACGACGUCCUGCGCUUCGCCCGCGCUUCCUCCGUGCCCUGCGGCGUGCUCGAGCUCCUGGGCCUCGUCGACGCGUCCCAGACCCCCGAGUGGGCGAGCUCGCACGAUGACAUGCGGGACAACCUCGACCUCGUGAGCCGGCGGAUGCGCGAGCAGCGCAACGCCAUGGCCGCCGAGUCGAGGAUGAGCCCCAAGGACAAGGAGCAGGCCGUCCGCGACCGCCUGCGGAAGGAGGCAGAGCAACGUCUAGAUGACCUCAAAGACAAGAUGCGCCUCGAUGUCCAGCGCCGCGACCUCCGUACCCACGAGGCCAUCCAGUCCCCUAAAUGGGACGCCGCCCUCGUGGCCUCCCACGCCCUCCCCUGGCUCCGGCAGCACGGCCACCUCGCCCCCGAGACCGCCGCCGACCCCCGCGCCGCCGCCGCCUCCCUGCUGCACCGCAUGCUCCGCGACGGCGCCUUCGCCGCCCAGACGGCUGCCGUGCUCGACGCCUGGAAGGCCUGGACCGACAACGGCGGGAUGCGCAAGGCCGACCUCGAGGCGCUGCGCGAGGCGCCCGCGCCCUUUGCGCUCGCGAGCCUGCUCGUCGCCGUCAUUCAGGGCGCGGGCACCGCGGCCGAGGGCGGGCCGAGCGUGGAUCUGCAGGAGUGCCUGGGCAUGUGGCGACAGGUGAGGUUAGGUUAGCAGUGGGUGUGGUUUGUUGUGUGUUAGUCCGUGAUACCCGUUGGUUUUGCUUAAUGAUGUACGGUAUGGAAUGCUCAGUACCUUUUACGCUGUAUGGAUACGGAGGCGUCACAACGGUCA
Molecule: messenger RNA, 2150 nt
Organism: Colletotrichum navitas
Lineage: Eukaryota; Fungi; Ascomycota; Sordariomycetes; Glomerellales; Glomerellaceae
Exons: 3
Coding region: 369-2030 (553 amino acids)
Source: RefSeq, a predicted model, not a curated record